Molecule: messenger RNA, 1692 nt
Organism: Gilbertella persicaria
Lineage: Eukaryota; Fungi; Mucoromycota; Mucoromycetes; Mucorales; Choanephoraceae
Product: UTP--glucose-1-phosphate uridylyltransferase family
Exons: 6
Coding region: 56-1594 (512 amino acids)
Biological process (GO): UDP-alpha-D-glucose metabolic process; glycogen metabolic process
Cellular component (GO): cytoplasm
Molecular function (GO): UTP:glucose-1-phosphate uridylyltransferase activity
Source: RefSeq, a predicted model, not a curated record
UUGCUCCUUUUUUCUUGCUUUAUCCUUUUUUUUUCUUGUUAUUCUUUAUCUUUCAAUGACUGUUCCUUUGAAUCCUAUACAAAAAUUCGAAUCAACAUCUGCUGAGAAUGCAGAUAGACAACACUCUCAUACACUUUCUACUUUGGACUUCCAAGGUGCUAGCUCUGCUGCUGCUGCCAAGGCCAUGAAGGCUGAACUUGCCAAUAUGGCCAAUCUCAUUCCAGACCAAGAAGAACGCAAGGCAUUUGACCAAGAUAUGGAAGGAUUUUACAUGUUGUUUACUCGUUUCUUAAAUGAAAAGUCCAAAGGAACAAAAAUAGACUGGGAGAAAAUCCAAUCCCCAUCCGCCGAACAAAUUGUUCCCUAUGCGGAUUUACCAGUGGAAUCAUCCGCUUCAGGCCUUACUAAACUGGCUGUUCUCAAAUUGAAUGGUGGGUUAGGAACCACCAUGGGCUGUGUUGGUCCCAAGUCUGUGAUUGAAGUGCGCGACAAUAUGACCUUUUUAGAUCUUAGUGUUCGUCAAAUUGAAUAUUUAAACAAAAAACACAAUGUCAGUGUACCUUUUAUUCUCAUGAACUCUUUUAACACAGAUGAAGAUACAAAGCGCAUUGUUCAAAAAUACGCCACGCAUAAUGUUGAUAUUAUCACUUUCAAUCAAAGCCGCCAUCCUCGGAUAAAAAAAGAAGCCCUUUUGCCCAUGCCAAGAACACCUAAUUCUCCUAUUGAACAAUGGUAUCCUCCAGGCCAUGGUGACAUUUAUGAAUCACUCUAUAAUUCUGGUCUAUUAGAUCAAUUGUUAGCACAAGGAAAAGAAUAUCUUUUUGUAUCUAAUGUGGAUAACUUGGGUGCUACUGUAGACAUUAACAUCUUGCACCAUAUGGCUCAGACUGAUGCUGAAUUCAUCAUGGAAGUGACUGAUAAGACAAAGGCAGAUAUCAAAGGUGGUACUUUAAUUGACUACAAUGGAAAAAUCCGUUUGCUUGAAAUUGCUCAAGUACCUGAUGAGCAUGUAGAGGACUUCAAAUCGAUCAAGAAAUUCAAGAUUUUCAACACAAAUAAUCUUUGGAUUAAUCUCAAAGCAGUGAAACGAGUCAUGGAAGAAGGCGGCAUGGAUUUGGAAAUUAUCGUCAACAGCAAGACAACCGAUAGCGGAGAAAAAGUCAUUCAGCUUGAAACAGCUGUGGGUGCUGGUAUUAAACAUUUCAAAAACGCGCAUGGUAUCAAUGUCCCCAGAUCAAGAUUCUUGCCUGUAAAAUCCACUUCCGACUUGUUUUUGGUCACCUCUGACUUGUAUUCACUUGUUCAUGGUGAAUUGGUGAUGAAUCCUAAGCGUAUGUUCAAUACUGUGCCUUUUAUUAAGUUGGGUGAAGAUUUCAAGAAAGUACAAGCUUUUCUCAAUCGCUUCAAAUCCAUUCCUCACAUUCUGGAAUUGGAUCAUCUGACUGUCACAGGAGAUGUUACAUUUGGAAGCAAUGUAGAACUUCGUGGAACUGUCAUUAUUGUAGCUAAUCGUAACGAAAGAAUUGAUGUUCCUUCAGGUUCUAUCUUGGAAAAUAAGGUUGUCUCUGGUAACUUGCGUAUUCUUGAUCAUUAAUGUUUAUUUCUUAAAUAAUUAUGAUAUGAUAAUAAAAUAAAGUUCGAGUUCGAGUUCGAGUUCGAACAAAGGUCUAAUUUAUGCAAAAUAAUUGAUUG